Molecule: messenger RNA, 2076 nt
Organism: Sphenostylis stenocarpa
Lineage: Eukaryota; Viridiplantae; Streptophyta; Magnoliopsida; Fabales; Fabaceae
Source: the annotation of a GenBank genome assembly
AUGGAAAUUGCACUUUCUCUUCACAAAUCCCAAACUCCUCUUCUGGGUUCUUCAUGUCCUGGGAACCUUUCCCCUUUGGGGCGUUCCUUUGCCUCGAAGGUAAGACAUUAUUGGAGUCGCCCCUUUUCCCGGAUUUGUUGUUCCUCCAUGGAACGAAGGCUGAAACCCAGACCCAAGAAAAUUGGGAAUGUUGAAAGACAAGUAACUGUUUUGGAGGAUAGCCAGAUCAGGAAAACGUCCUCUUCUGGGAUCUGUUGUCAAAUAGAGAAGCUGGUUUUGUAUAAUAGGUACCGGGAGGCAAUGGAGUUGUUUGAAAUUUUGGAACUUGGAUAUGAUGGCUCUGAUGUGGGUGGUCGCACCUAUGAUGCUUUGGUGAGUGCUUGUGUCGGUUUGAGAUCGAUUAGAGGUGUUAAGAGGGUUUAUAAUUAUAUGAUCAAUAGUGGGUUUGAGCCUGAUUUGUUUGUGAUGAACAGGUUUUUGUUUAUGCAUGUGAAAUGUGGUCUCAUGCUUGAGGCACGAAAUUUGUUUGAUGAAAUGCCUGAAAGAGACACGGUUUCGUGGAUGACCAUGAUUGGUGGACUUGUGGACUCUAGGAAAUUCUCUGAAGCUUUUAGGCUGUUUCUUUGUAUGUGGGAAGAGUUCAAUGAUGGAGGAUCUCGCACGUUUGCAACCAUGAUUAGGGCGUCGGCUGGAUUGGGCCUUGUUCAAGUGGGAAGGCAGAUUCAUUCAUGCGCUUUGAAAAGAGGGGUCGGUGAUGAUAAUUUUGUGUCUUGUGCACUGAUUGACAUGUACGGCAAGUGUGGUAGCAUCGACGAUGCACAUUUUGUAUUUGAUCAAAUGCCAGAGAAGACAACUGUUGGAUGGAAUUCAAUUAUCGCUACCUAUGCACUUCAUGGUUAUAGUGAGGAAGCUCUUAGUUUAUACUAUGGAAUGCGAGAUAGCGGUGCAGCAAUAGAUCAUUUUACUAUUUCAAUAGUGAUAAGAAUUUGUGCGAGAUUGGCGUCAUUAGAAUAUGCAAAGCAAGCUCAUGCUGCUUUAGUUCGUCAUGGUUAUGGCACAGAUAUAGUGGCAAACACUGCACUUGUUGACUUCUAUAGCAAAUGGGGUAGGAUGGAAAAUGCCCAGCAUGUUUUCAACAGGAUGAGCUGCAAGAAUAUCAUAUCUUGGAAUGCAUUGAUUGCUGGAUAUGGUAACCACGGUCAAGGAGAAGAGGCUGUAGAAAUGUUUGAGCAGAUGCUUCAAGAAGGGAUGAUUCCUAACCAUGUUACUUUCCUUGCUGUCUUAUCUGCUUGUAGCUAUUCAGGAUUAUCAGAAAGAGGUUGGGAGAUUUUUCACUCUAUGAGUAGAGAUCACAAGGUUAAGCCCAGAGCAAUGCAUUAUGCAUGUAUGAUUGAACUAUUAGGCCGGGAGGGCUUAUUAGACGAGGCUUGCGCACUAAUAAGAAGUUCUCCCUUCCAACCAACGAAAAACAUGUGGGCAGCCCUGUUGACAGCAUGCAGAAUGAACGAGAAUCUAGAGCUGGGGAAGUUGGCGGCUGAAAAGCUUUAUGGGAUGGAGCCGGAGAAGCUGUGUAAUUAUGUAGUGCUUCUGAACCUAUACAACAGUUGUGGAAAAUUGAAGGAAGCUGCAGGUGUUUUGCAGACCUUAAAGAGGAAGGGUUUAAGAAUGCUUUCAGCGUGUAGUUGGAUUGAGAUAAAAAAACAACCUUAUGCCUUCCUUUGCGGAGAUAAAUCUCAUUCCCAAAGAAAGGAAAUUUAUGAAAAGGUGGACAACCUGAUGGUUGAGAUAUCUAGGCAUGAUUAUGUUGAGGAGAAUGAAACUUUGCUUCCUGAUGUGAAUGAAGAGGAACAGCGCAUUCUAAAAUACCACAGCGAAAAGCUGGCUAUAGCUUUUGGACUUAUCAACACUCCACAUUGGACACCUUUGCAAAUCACUCAGGGCCAUCGUGUGUGUGGUGAUUGCCAUAAUGCAAUUAAACUUAUAGCCAAGGUUACUGGACGGGAAAUUGUGAUAAGAGAUGCUAGUAGAUUUCACCAUUUUAGAAAUGGUAGUUGUUCUUGUGGCGAUUAUUGGUGA